Messenger RNA from Menidia menidia (Atlantic silverside), 2136 nucleotides. The record is from the annotation of a GenBank genome assembly. NCBI's taxonomy places the organism in Eukaryota, Metazoa, Chordata, Actinopteri, Atheriniformes, Atherinopsidae.
AUGUCGGAGUACAAUGCCGUAACGCCACCCGGCUCAGCGGCCCCUUCCGGUGGCGGGCAGGCGGCUCUUGGGAACGGUGAUGGAGGCAUCAAGAAGGAUGCGUUUGCGGACGCGGUGCAGCGGGCCCGGCAGUUGAGUUGGGCCCACGAUGUGCCUUUUUCAAACCAGAUUGCAGCUAAGAUUGGGGGUGAUUCUGGUCCUGCCCUGACCCACACAGCAGCUCUAGAUGGUUUUCCCUUCACCGGACAGAAGCGGCAGCUGGAAGAUGCGGAUGAACCGGAGAGCAAGAAGCUGGCUUCACAGAGUGACUUGGAAUCAGCCAAAGCUCUCUCCAUCAGCACGCAGUUAGCCGCUCUGGCACAACCAAGACCCACCUCUACCUCAGAGGAGUACAGCGUUCCAGACAGUAUGGUGGGACUCAUUAUUGGCCGGGGAGGUGAACAAAUCAAUAAGAUCCAGCAGGAGUCAGGUUGCAAGGUCCAGAUAGCUCCAGACAGCGGAGGCCUUCCAGAGAGGAGUGUCUCUCUCUCAGGGUCCAUCGACUCCAUACAGAAAGCCAAGAGGUUAUUGGAUGAUAUAGUGUCACGGGGAAGGGGAACGCCCCCCUCUUCGUACCAUGAGUCCACCAACGGGCAGAAUGGUACAGUUCAUGAAAUGAUGAUCCCUGCUGGCAAGGCUGGCCUCGUCAUUGGCAAGGGUGGAGAGACCAUCAAACAGCUGCAGGAGCGCGCUGGGGUGAAGAUGAUCCUGAUCCAGGAUGCCUCUCAGGGACCGAAUAUUGACAAGCCUCUGCGCAUUAUUGGAGACCCCUACAAAGUGCAGCAAGCCCAGGAGAUGGUGGAGGAGAUUCUGCGGGACAGGGAUCAGGGCGGCUUCAGUGAAAGGACUGAAUUCAGCUCCCGGAUGGGUGGAGGCAUGGAUAUUUCAGUCCCGCGACACUCGGUCGGAGUGGUCAUCGGGCGCAAUGGGGAUAUGAUCAAGAAAAUCCAGAAUGAUGCUGGAGUCAGGAUACAGUUCAAACAAGGCAUGUUUGGCUACAAACACCUCCAUUUAAUUGUAUAUAAUCAAUGGUUUAAAGAACACUAUGAUGGAACUGGUCCGGACAAGAUUGCUCACAUCAGUGGUCCGCCUGACUGCUGCGAACACGCGUCACAGAUCAUCAACGACCUGCUGCAGAGCAUCAGGUUCAGGGAGGAGGGACAGGGGGGUCCCCCGGGGCCUCCAGGCACAGCUGCUGGCAGCAGGGGCCGAUCCGGGGGCCAAGACUGUUGGGGACCCCCUGGAGGUGAAAUGACCUUCUCCAUUCCAGCCCACCAGUGUGGGCUUGUGAUUGGCCGUGGAGGAGAAAAUGUGAAGUCCAUCAACCAGCAGACAGGAGCCUUUGUGGAAAUCUCUCAACAGCUGCCCCCCAACGGAGACCCAAACUUCAAACUGUUUAUCAUCAGGGGGUCACCGCAGCAGAUUGACCACGCCAAACAGCUCGUGGAAGAGAAGAUCGAGGGUCCUUUGUGUCCUGUGGGCCCAGGGCCAGGUGGACGAGGUGGACCUGGUCCUGGUGGUCCAAUGGGUCCUUACAACCCUAAUCCAUACAACUCUGGUCACCCUGGGGCUCCUGGACCACCCCAUGGUGGUCCUCCAGGCCCUCACCAGUACACCCCUCCAGGCUGGAGCAACACCUACCAGCAGUGGCAGCCGCAGCCAUCCAGUGACCCCAGCAAGGCAGCAGCCAAUGACCCCAAUGCAGCCUGGGCGGCGUACUAUGCCCAGUACUACCAGCAGCCAUCAGGGGCUGUGCCAGCGCAGUACCCUGCAAACCCAGCUGGAGGUGCCCAAACUUCAGGGGAUCAAACCCAGGCCGCACAGGCACCGGGGGGACAUCCAGAUUAUACCAAGGCCUGGGAGGAUUACUACAAGAAAAUGGCUCAGGCAGGUGGCCCAGCCCCUGGGUCAGCAGCUCCAGCUCCAGCAGGGGGAGCAGCAUCCACAGGGGCGGGUCAGCCAGACUACAGCGCCGCCUGGGCAGAGUACUACAGGCAGCAGGCCGCAUACUAUGGCCAGACAGGACAGGGACCCAACCAGCCAGUCACCCCUCAGCCUGGACAGGUUGGUAUGGAGAAUAGGCUUUGUCCAUGGUAG